Messenger RNA from Tetrahymena thermophila SB210, 195 nucleotides. RefSeq names its product transmembrane protein, putative. The transcript has a single exon. Lineage: Eukaryota; Ciliophora; Oligohymenophorea; Hymenostomatida; Tetrahymenidae. Bases 1 to 195 code for a protein of 64 amino acids. The record is from RefSeq and is a predicted model, not a curated record.
AUGGAUAAUUUCGAUUUCUUACCAGAUACUAUUAAGGGAAACCUCAGAACUGCUAUUUAUGGUUUGAUCCUCUUCCAUAUAUUUAUUUUUACAGUUUGGAUUCUUUUGACUAUCCCCUCACUAUUUAAGCCAUCUACUAGCUUCAGUAGCCAAAUUGACGAUAUGAUUAAAAAAAAUAAAACUAAACAUGAAUGA